CAAGGUGCAGAUGCCCUGCCCAUGGUCACCUCACCCGCUCUGCCCAGUGAGGCAGCUGGCACAGCUGAACUUUGAGCCGCUUAUCAAGUGGUGGAGGUGCCAGGAGGGGAGCGGAGGUGCCGGAGGGGUGUGGAGAUGUCGCCUGCAGGGGUGUGAAGGGGCUACACCCAGCUGUGGCACCCCCGCCCCCCCCAUCAGGAGCACUGUAAUGGGUGCAGCCCCUAAACCCCCUCUAAACCCCUCAGGGGGACCCAGACGGUUCUGCCUCACUGGCUGCCAAGCCCUGGUACUUGCCAAGGUGUCGAGGUGGCCCCCCCCGGCACUACAGGGGUGCGUGAAAGUUCCUUUUGCACCUCCUGCCGUGGGCAGGGCUGGGGCUCGCUGCCAGGACGGUGGCAGAGGCGGCCUCCUGCCCGCCCCGGCCCCACCGCGUCACCGCCCUUUGCCCAGCCCCGUGUUAAUGAUCCACCAGCCCCCAAGCAGCCAGCCGGCGUGGGGGCAGUGCCAGCAGAGCCGGGGGUCCUUGGCACGGGUGGCUCGGGGGGGGCUGACGGCUCCUUGCCCUGUGCCCCACCCCUCUUCCCCAGCGCCCAGAUAAGAGUGGUGCAGGCAGCACCCACUGCCCAGCGCGGCGCGGGCACAGAGCGGCCGGACCAUGCCCGCGGUCUCCACGAACCUCCGUGCCCUGACCUCCUGGGUGGGCAUCGCCCGGCUCUCGGCCGUUGUGCUGUCCUGCCUCGCCUUCAGCCUGGUGGCCUCCACCGGGGAAUUUCGGGGUUCCUACGGGACGUGGUGCAUGUUCAGCUGGUGCUUCUGCUUCAUCGUGACGCUGCUGGUGCUACUGCUGGAGCUGCUGGAGCUCUACCCACUGCUGCCUCUCUCCUGGGAUGACUUCACCGCGGCUUUCUCCAUGCUGGCAGCUCUGAUGGUCUUCACCUCCUCAGUGGUCUACCCUGCCACCUUAAUCAAGGGCUCCUGCAACAGCAGCAAGUGUGCCCGGCAGGCCGUGGGCACCACCGCCUCCUGCCUCUGCUUCCUCGCCUACGCCGUCGAGGUGUCGCUGACCCGCGCCAAGCCAGGGGACAUCAGCAGCUUCCUCUCCACCGUGCCAGGGCUCCUCAAGGUCUUUGAAGCCUUUGUGGCUUGCCUGAUCUUCUCCUUGCUGAAUGAAUACAGUGGGGAACCUGGCCUGAUGUGGUGUGUGGCUGUCUACUCCAUCUGCUUCAUCUUCACACUCCUCAUCAUCAUCUUCACCAUCGGCCGCUGCCUCACCUACAUUCCUUGCUCGCUGGAGAAGGUGCUGGUGGGAUACAACUUCCUGGCCCUGCUGAUGUACCUCACUGCCACCAUCCUCUGGCCUCUCUACAGCUUCCGGGGACAGGGCCGCCCCAAUCCCUGCAAUCAGGGCUGCUCGUGGGACAAGCACCUGGGAAUCACCUUCCUCACCAUCUUCAACCUCAUUGCCUACUUGGUGGACCUGGUCUAUUCCACCAGGAUGGUCUUUUUCAGGGCACCUCCCUAAGGGCUCAGGGUGGGGUGAGGGUGGUGGGACGCGGCUGGGUGCCGGUGCCGGUGCCGAUGGAGCUGAGGAAGAGGCCGGACGCCUUGGAAAGCUCCUUGUCCCCAUGCUGGAGCAGGGAGCCAGGGGGUGCUCCCAGAGGUGCGCUCAGCCCCGGGCCCCACGGGCUGCACAGACAGGGGGGCUGGAGUGGCCAUGAGGGGCUCCCGAAACCCCAGAGCUUGAGGGGGCUUUGAGAUUAAACUGGGUCGUUUUUCA
Messenger RNA from Catharus ustulatus (Swainson's thrush), 1777 nucleotides. Its product is annotated as myeloid-associated differentiation marker-like. The record is from RefSeq and is a predicted model, not a curated record. Bases 656 to 1522 code for a protein of 288 amino acids. The transcript has a single exon. Lineage: Eukaryota; Metazoa; Chordata; Aves; Passeriformes; Turdidae. Gene Ontology annotation, cellular component: membrane.